This is a messenger RNA of Hypomesus transpacificus, 2828 nucleotides long. It is a transcript of the gene tfap2c, whose product is annotated as transcription factor AP-2 gamma (activating enhancer binding protein 2 gamma). The coding region runs from base 394 to 1815 and encodes 473 amino acids. Gene Ontology annotation, cellular component: nucleus. Gene Ontology annotation, molecular function: DNA-binding transcription factor activity, RNA polymerase II-specific; RNA polymerase II transcription regulatory region sequence-specific DNA binding. Gene Ontology annotation, biological process: regulation of cell population proliferation; regulation of transcription by RNA polymerase II; anatomical structure development. The record is from RefSeq and is a predicted model, not a curated record. The transcript has 8 exons. NCBI's taxonomy places the organism in Eukaryota, Metazoa, Chordata, Actinopteri, Osmeriformes, Osmeridae.
GGCCACACAUUUGAAGGAGGGCUACAAGUUUAGAACCAAACAUUACUACAUCAGUGGACUGAACAUCACUACUUUGACCAAAAGAGGGAGUCGAGUUUCUUUUUAUUGAACGCUUCUUCCAAUUUCCAUAACACUUCUCCACUGCGCUGGGCUGAAUGAGAAGGGAUAUUGCCAAAAAAACUGUUUUUCUCUAGUUGCUGUUUAGACCUAGACGUUGACAGCCGCCCGAAACCACCUCUAAACGUCAGUGCUCUCUUCAAACUACCAUCGUUUUGUUCGAGAAACUGCCUUUUAAGGAAGCAAUUAUUUAUUUCUUAUCUGGAUUAAAUUGCGACAGUAAACUACUUGGUCGAGAGCUUUCUUAUACUGAUCGGUUUUGUAUCAGAAACAGAAAUGUUGUGGAAGCUAGCAGAUAACGUGAAGUACGAAGAUGACUGUGAGGAAAGGCACGAUGGCAGUAGCAACGGGAACCCCAGGUUACCUCACCUGCCUGCAGUGAGCCAACACCUGUACAGCCCGUCUCCAUCCCUCUCCCACUCUGCCAGUUCGGACUUCCAGCCCCCCUAUUUCCCACCACCCUACCAGCCCAUGUCAUACCCUCAGUCAGGUGAUCCCUACUCCCACCUUAGCGACCCUUUCAAUAUUAACUCCAUACACCAGUCCCAGUCGUCAAACCAGCAGCAGUCAUGGCCUGGCAGGCAGGGUCAAGAUGGACUGGGGCCUCAUGCUCGAAGUGGACUGGCGAGUCAGAUUUUGGGGUUGGACGGAGGGUCCUCGGGCAUCAGGAGAGAAGGCUUCCGUCGUCCAGAACUUCUACCACCUCAUGUUCACAGUAUCGAGUCUUCAGUCAUUGGUGAUAAUUUAGGAAUGCACGAAAUGGGUCACGGUCUCGAUGAUGUUCAACAUGGAGAUGAUCACAGUAUUAUAAUGGCUGAUCAGACAGUCAUCAAAAAAGUAUUAGGACUGCGAGGUGGCAGGAACCUUGAUCGCUUACAGAGGACUUAUUAUGAGGGGGGCAUACUUGCGGGUGAGGAUGAAGGUCCUGUCUCCCUCCCUAAGGGGAACAUGCUGGGCCUUCCCUUCCAGAAGGAAUCCCUGCUGGGGAUGGUGUCCAACCCCACGGAGGUGUUCUGUUCCGUGCCUGGCCGCCUCUCUCUCCUCAGCUCCACCUCCAAGUACAAGGUCACCGUGGCCGAGGUGCAGAGACGCCUGUCCCCUCCAGAGUGCCUCAACGCCUCCCUGCUGGGUGGAGUCCUACGCAGGGCCAAGUCAAAAAAUGGUGGCCGGUCUUUGAGAGAAAAGCUGGACAAGAUUGGUCUCAACCUGCCAGCUGGGAGAAGGAAGGCAGCUAAUGUCACCCUGCUAACUGCCCUCGUUGAAGGCGAAGCUGUUCACUUGGCCAGGGAUUUUGGGUAUGUUUGUGAGACGGAGUUUCCAGCGAAAGCCAUCGCUGAGUACCUAGGCAGACCGCACGUAGAACGCAAUGAGGCCAACUCUCGCAAGAACAUGCUCCUCGCCGCCAAGCAGAUCUGUAAGGAGUUCACUGACCUGCUGACCCAGGACCGCUCUCCUCUGGGGAACUCCCGGCCAGCGCCCAUCCUGGACCAGGGCAUCCAGGGCUGCCUGACCCACUUCAGCCUCAUCACUCACGGCUUCGGCUCGCCUGCCAUCUGCGCUGCCAUGACCUCCCUCCAGAACUACCUGAACGAGGCCCUCAAGCAGGUGGACAAGAUGUACCUGAGCUCCGGCAGCGACACGCAGGGCUCGUCCGACAGCGGAAGCAAAGCCGACAAAAUGGAGAAGCACAGGAAAUAAGGACCCCACGGCCCCCCUCCCCCCGCAUCGGCCCCUCCCGCUUGGCCCCCCCUCCCCUGUCCCCUCCUUCCACCCUUCGAAAAGACUGUAGAGACCCUAUGCCUCAUCUGGAUUCCUAUCUAGUGUUGAAAAUGGUCAUCAAGUACUGAUCUUAGAUUUUAUUUUUGUGUUGCUACACACUCGAACGUACGAAUUACAACUACCCAUGCGCUUUCUAAAAGUAGAGUUUUCAAAGGCUUUUCAUCCCCGUUGGCUGGUUUUAGUGCAAGGUCAACCUACCUUGGUGCCAUACAGUAGGUUUCUCCAGCCACAGGCCCUGUACUCUGUUGACAUAGCAACAGGACAGAAAACAGACGUUGUUUUUCUCCCCGGAGGACAUCAUUUCAAGAUGAGUUGCUGUGGCUGUGAAUUCCUCACAGCCUUUUUUUUUCUUCUUCUUCUGUCUGGAGGCAAAUCCGGUGAUUUCCUGUGUCUCUUCUGCGGUGCAGGGUUCCCAUUGGACUACCAAAGGACACUUGUUAUGGGAGAGAGGAGCAUCCAUUUUAUUUACUUUUUUGCUUAGACUUUUCAUAAUGACUUCAAUGGGUUCAGUGUUAUUGUAUUUGUCCAUGGGAGGAGAUUCUUACAUACUGUGUGUCUGAAUAUGAAAGUCUGUUAUUUUGUCUGUGCUUCCCAGAAACCACAAACCUUAAAGACAAUUUGCAAUAGAAGCCUUUCAGUGUUCUUGUUGAAUCAUUAUUGUGGGUUGACACCAAAGGCUUAGAAAUUAUUCUCCUUUUCUUUUACUUUUAGAGCUGUCCUUAGGGACCAAUUUCCUUUUGACUACUCCACCAUAUUAGAUCAUCUUUACCCUCAAUACAAACGAGUCCCUGUUGAUGUUAACUGUAUUCAACCACAAUCAUUCAGUUUAAUCGAAAUUGUAUUCCUUUCAGCGAGAGUGUAUGUGUUACAUGAUGUGAGUGUGCCUGUGUAUGCAACGUGUAUAUAUUACCCUUCUGAAAGAGUGUUUUAAU